Molecule: messenger RNA, 1204 nt
Organism: Papaver somniferum (opium poppy)
Lineage: Eukaryota; Viridiplantae; Streptophyta; Magnoliopsida; Ranunculales; Papaveraceae
Exons: 3
Coding region: 33-476 (147 amino acids)
Source: RefSeq, a predicted model, not a curated record
CAGCGAUAUUCUAAAAUCAAGAAAGAACAAAAAUGGAUUCCGAAAAUAAGAUUGCAGAAACCAUGCGCUCCAUUGAAAAUAUGUGGCGACUCUUCUAUGAAGACCAAAUAUCAAGAAAUUCUCCAACAUUAGAUGAGGAUACACUUGGGUUUAAAAGGGUGAUAAACAAUAUCGCGGAGCAUGCUGUUCAAUCCCAACUAAAGACGAUUGAGGAGAAAUAUUUUAAAUCUCUUCUUAAAAAGUGUCCGAAUUGUGGAAAAAUGAAGAAAGCUGGAAGGAAGAUGGUUAUUGCAGUAGAUGCAGCACGAAGGUUUGCAUAUUUUGGAAAGCAUCCUCAACAACCUUCGUCCGUUCAGUUGGUUUCUGGCUCUGUCAAGGAUGACCAUUCCGGCAAUCAACAGAAGAGUGUAGCCACUGUUCCAAGAUUUCAAUCUGGUCAGGAAACAGUGUAUGCACUUGAGAGACAUUCAAAGUGAGAAGAUAUUCCAUAUGCACAUGAGCAAAAAUUGAGUCCAAGAAUUACGAAGAAAAAUGAGACUCAACAUAGAUUAUCUUCCUCAAAGAAGAAAAAAGUUGCACCUCGACAGAGAUACAGUGAUUCUUAUAACGAUGUCAUACUGGCUCCAACAUUGAUGCGAUUCGAUCCAGAUAUAGUAGAAUCAUAUUCAGAUUCCUCGAGUUGCUCUGGAAGUAGAAGCCGGUCAAGGUCCAUUUCACCUGCGAGGUCUGCAACUUCCUCAACUGGUUCGAAUUCUCCUAGUAGAUAUCAAAGAACAUCGUCGUGGGAGUCAACAUAUUCGACAUAUUCUGCUUCGCCAUCUGGUUCCGCUGCUCCAAAUACAAGCUACAACGAGUAUUCUAGUGGCAAUGAGAGGGAACCACAUCCACGAGGCAGAACGCUGGAUCCUCGUCGCCGUUCGCCACAUUAUUCAUGUAGUUCCAGCAGGUCUCCUUCAUGUAGUAGAUCACCAGAUGAGGUCUACUCACACAGGAGGAGUCGUGGUUCCAAUGUUCAUCCAUCAAAUCAUUCCACUGACAAGGUGGGAUGGUUUAGAAGAAUAAAGAACAAGCUUGGGUUCCAUCAUCAGCAUGACCACCACCACCAUCCCGGCCGUCAUAAUUCUGGGGUUUCAUCAUCCAAGGAGGAUGAAACUGUCCACGCUCAGCAUCGCUCCAUUCCGAAUCCUGUAAGUAAUGGUAAACU